UCAGCAACAACGGAUGAUAGUGAAUGGAAGUUUAGUUUUUGAGUUUGGGAUAGAUCAAGGGAGAGAUUAACGGAGAGGCUGAGCAAGAGAAUGGGGAAUUUAGUGGACAAAGUAAAUUCAGGCUCUUAAAUAUCAACGCUUUGCUUUCGCAAAAGACCGAAAACGCAGUUGAAUAAGGCAAAACAAGAGCCCUCUCUCUCUCCCAAGUCUGUGUCGAGGACGGUGGCAGGUGUUCAGUUGAGGGAGACGCAUCGCCUCAGUCAGCUCCCCAAGCCCCAACAGGGUGCUGGAGACGGAGAAAAACGGCUAAAACCCCGCUAACUGUAGCCAAGAACUCCCGUGAGUAUGAACGGAUAACGAUAAAACGUUUUCAAGUAACGGUUUCUUUCGUCGGAUGGACUGUUUUUGGAGGACCGUUGAAGACUGGAUGAAAAUGCUAAAGGCUCGUGUCGCAGUAGCAGCAGUGAGAGUAAAUAUAACGUUACCGUCUCUGUAACGGCCGUUUGUUCAGUUCAAACAGACUGUUACUUUGGCUUGUACUAGCUAGCUAACGUUAACUCUUCGUCGGUGAAUGUACAGAAAAGAAAAGAAAACUCUCAGUUGUUGCUGAGAAACUUGUAAUGCUUCUUAGUUGUUUUUUUUUUGCCUUUUUGCUAACCUGUUGUGUCUUGUUCCCGUGUAAUCCGAGACCCGCCACAUUACGGCAAGUUGACCUAUCGGGUAUCCGAGGCAAGAGUACCUCUUUUGGGAGAGUGGUGGAUAAUCGACGACUUGUUUAGUUAACAGUUAAUUAGGAUUUCUAACUUUAGCUAGAUAACAAGCGGCAUCCCAUCACACUUCUCCAUCACCACACUUGGGGGAGAAAAGACUAUGUGCAGUUUGUUUGCACAAAAAAAAAAGAAAAGACAGGGGUAUUAACAGUAACAAUUACUGGAUUGAUUUUUAGAACACAUACACACACACACACACACACACGCACACACACACAUACAGGGAAAAUUAUGGAUGGAUAAUUUACGUGUUACGACCACUCUCUAAACAGCUAAAUGAUCCGCGGGACAAAUCCCCGGUAAAGACAUUAAAACAAGCGUGGAUUUGAGGUCGAUGGCAGAGAAUAAGCCGAUAAAUCUAAAACACUUAAAUGUAUUAAUUCCUUGCUCCGAUCAAUCUGAAAAUGAGGUAUCACAGGACGCAGAAACACACGGACUCCGCCGCAGCACAUAGAGAUUACCGUGCCGUUACACCGUAAAGCCAAACACUAGUGAGGGAAAGUAUUUCUGCUGGUGAGGCGACCCCCCCCCCUCCUCCUCCCACCCCUUCCUCAUUCUCCCGCUGCCUGCUGAGUUUUGGACACCGGAGCUAGGGAGUCAGAUCGGGGAGCUUUCCGGCAGCGACAGCGGCGAACUCCCGUAGCUCUGAGCUUGGCUUCACCCGGAGCGCGGAGCCGAAGCCCGUUUCUCUCUCCGCUCCGACUUCUUCCCACUCGUGCGCAGGGCAGAGAGAGUUGCAGCAGCAAAGCACAAGCGGACACUGAGACUGUUGGUCCCCUCUCCCGCAUGAUUAAACCGGAAAUUUGCUGCCCUACGAGGUCCCCGGAGCGUGAGGAGGGACCCGCAGCAGGGAGCCGGCAGAAGAUGACCGGGAUGGGGACAGGGACGGCCCGGAGUGGGAGCCGGUGUCAGCCUCUUUUUCUCCUGCUCCUCCUCGGCAGCAGCUGCCACAUGUUGCACGGGCAAGAAUCAGAGGUUGCUCCCUACCUGCGAGGGGCUGGACUGGGGCAGCAGGUGGUGUUAGAGGGAAACAGGCUGGUGCUGACCUGUCUGGCUGGAGGCAGCUGGCCUCUGCAGUACCGCUGGACUCUCAACAACAGCUUCAUCACCGACUGGACAUCGCAGUACAGGUUGUCCGUCCAGUCUCUGAAGAGGACCGAUGCUGGCCUGUAUCAGUGUAUGGUGAGGAACAGGAUGGGAGCAGUCAUACACAGGAGUACAGAGAUGCAGGUGGCCUUUAUAGGGAACUUCUCCGCUGAGGAGCAGAGAAAGACGGUGACUCAGGGCCGAGCAGCCAUCAUCAGCCAGCCUCCCCUCGCCUCCUUCCCCCGACCCCUAGUCACAUGGUACAAAGACGGACACAAGAUAAUCCCCAACAACCAAAUUGCAAUCACUUUGGACAAUCAGCUGGUCGUCUUAGCAACCACUGGAGCGGACGCUGGACGUUACCACGUAGAGGCGGUGAACGAGAUGACAGGAGAGAAUGUGACAAGUCCUGCUGUCUACCUGAGCAUCUCAGUUGGCAAGAAGAACCGAGGGUCAACAGAUCCUGAAUCAGAACUUGUGGCUCCGGCGAUUGUGAUUGGACCUAAAGACACAACAGUGGUGGCAGGAAGUGAGGCGACACUGGAGUGCAUUGCUAACGCCAGACCUAUUGACAGCCUUGUGGUGUCAUGGAAACGUGAUGGGCGUCAUCUGGCAAGUGGGCGUCGGCUCACUCUUCCUGCCCCCACCUCUUCGGACACAGGGUUAUAUGUUUGUGAAGCGUUGCUUAGCAACAGCACUGCCAAACCUGUGGAGGCAAGGGCACAACUCACUGUGACGGAGCCACCUUCUCUGACUGCUAAACCUAAGAGGAAGAUCCACGCUGACCUCGACAGGAAUGUAGAUAUCCCCUGCCUGGCUACAGGCGUGCCCCAGCCCAGGAUAGAGUGGUAUAAGGACGCGGUGCCUCUUUCCAUACUGGCCAACCCUCGCUACAAGGUCACCGCAGGCUCCGGGCUGACGGUGCGCAGGGUGCAGCCAGGAGACGGAGGAAUAUUCCAGUGCUUCGCUCGCAACGCUGCUGGAGAAACUCAGGCACACGCACAACUCCUUGUUUCAAGCGUGGCCCCCACAUUUACAUUUCCUCAGUCUGACCAAACAGUAACUGAUGAGACCACAGCCUUGUUUAUGUGCCAGGCGAGCGGAGCUCCAAAACCUGCCAUCACCUGGAGGAAAGGAUCACAGAUAUUAGCUAGUGGCUCGGUCCAGGUUCCCAGAUUCACACUGUUGCAGUCAGGUGGUUUGCAGAUUCAGCCAGUCAGCUUCCAGGAUACAGGAGAAUACACAUGCAUCGCCUCCAACUCAGAGGGAACCAUCAACGCCACCUCUAUGCUCACCGUCUGGAGUCGAACAGUCAUUUCUGUGCCUCCAACAGACCAGCGUGUCAUCAAAGGAACCACUGCUAUUCUAGACUGUAAUGCUACACAUGACCCCAGAGUCAAUAUCAGCUUUAAGUGGGAUCGAGGUGGUUUGCCGCUCCGUCCCACCAGUGGGGGCCGUGUCUCCAUGCGCAAGGGUUCCCUCACCAUUGGCCAGACGUGGUCAGGUGACAUUGGGGAUUACACCUGCACCGUGACAUCGCAGGCUGGCAACGAUUCUCGCUCUGCACGCCUGGAAGUAAUUGAGCUGCCACACUCUCCUCGCUCCCUGACGGCCCGUCUCAAUGACUCUGACUCCCGCUCCGUCCUCCUGUCCUGGCUACGCCCCUUUGAUGGGAACUCCCCACUUCUGCACUACCUGCUGGAGCUCUCUGAGAACAACUCACCGUGGAAGGUCUACCUAUCAGAGGUCGAUCCUGUGGUGACUGAGGUAUCAGUGGGCGGGCUCACACCUGCCAGGACCUAUCAGUUCAGGCUUUGUGCUGUCAAUCAAGUGGGCAGGGGUCAGUACAGCGCUGAGACGCAGAGAUUGAUGCUGAGGGAGGAGGCACCCAGCGCUCCUCCAAAGAAUAUUGUGGCCAGUGGGCGGACAAACCAGUCCAUCAUGGUCCAGUGGCAGCCUCCGCCAGAACCCCAGCUCAACGGAGUCCUCCGAGGAUACGUACUCAGGUACCGUCUGGCAGGGCUGCCAGGGGACUACCAGGAGAAGAACAUCAGCAGCCCAGAGACCAACUACUGUCUGCUGAAAGAUCUGAUCAUCUGGACUCAAUACCAGAUCCAGGUGGCUGCCUUCACUGGAGCCGGCCUGGGCGUCUACAGCAGCCCUGUCACUGAGUACACUCUGCAGGGAGUUCCCACAGCACCUCCGCAGGAAGUGGAAGUUUUAGCUAUCAACUCGACUACCAUCCGCUUCACAUGGAACCCUCCGCCUCAGCAGUUUAUUAAUGGCAUCAACCAGGGAUACAAGCUGCUGGUCUGGCCAGAGCAGUCUCCAGAGGAUAAUAUUGUGGUAACCAUCACCCCAGACUACCCCAGUUCACGCCACACAGGAUUAGUCAGCGGACUCAAGAAAUUUACCUGGUACUUUGGCUCCACCCUCUGCUUCACAACACCUGGAGAUGGCCCCCGCAGCCUGCCCACCCUGCUGCAGACACAUGAGGACACACCUGGACCCGUUCGUUUCCUGAGCUUCACUGAAAUCUUGGACACAUCCCUCAGAAUCAGCUGGGCGGAUCCUGAAGAUAAGAAUGGCAUCAUCACUGGCUACGUGUUGUGGUGGGAAGUGUCUGGCAUGGAGUCGAGUCGUGUGGAACGUUCACUGUCCAACUCCACCCUGCAGUGCCAGCUGACGGGCCUCACCUCCACCACCGUGUACGCACUACAGGUGGCAGCGCUCACUGCCGCAGGACGGGGCGUGGUCACAUCCUCCACCAUCUCCACUGGAGUCCCACCAGAACUUCCUGGUGCACCAUCUAACUUAGUCAUCUCCAACAUCAGCCCUCGGACAGCAACGCUUCGGUUCCGCCCUGGUCCUGAUGGCAAGACCGCCAUAUCUCGAUGGAUAGUAGAAGGCCAGGUAGUGAAGUUGGAUGGAAAGGACGAGGACUGGAGAGUUGUCUACCAGAAAGAAAACCAGCCAGAUGCAGACGCGCUGGAGAUCCCCGACCUCACUCCGUUCACCCAGUACAGGUUCAGGAUGCGGCAGGUGAACAUUGUCGGCGUCAGUGCCUUGAGCGCCCCCUCCAGGAUAAUUCAAACCCUACAGGCUGCCCCUGACACACACCCCUCUAACCUCACUCUGCUGUCUGCCACACAGACCAGCCUGCGCUUCAAAUGGAAGCCUCUCCCAGAGUCCGAGUACAACAGCAGUCCAGAGACUGUGGGAUACCGGCUGCGUGUGUGGAGGACCGACGGCCUGGGGGAGGACAGGACAGAGGAUGUGGCGAGAGCUGGGGGGACCAAUGAGACCACAAUAGAGAGCCUGAAUCCCUGGACCCAGUACCAGGUUCAGAUACAGGCCUACAACUCCAUAGGACCUGGACCAUGGAGCAACACUGUCGCAGCACUCACCGCAGAAUCUGUUCCAUCUGGAUCUCCGGUGAAUGUGACUGCUGAGGCAGUGAGUUCCACCAGGAUCCUGCUCAAAUGGUCUGCUCUCCCUCAGGCACAGAAGAAUGGAGCCAUACUUGGAUAUAAGGUGUUGUACAGCGAGAAGGACUCAGAAGCUCCCCCCAGUGUACAGGUGGUAGAAGGAGAGGGGAGUGUGACGCUGCUCCUCGGGAUUCUCCAAAAGUACACUGUGUACGUGCUGCAGGUGCUGGCGUACACACGGAUAGGUGACGGCCCACAGAGCAACCCGAUACUGCUCAGAACCAAAGAAGAUGUCCCAGGCCCCCCUGUCAGGAUGGUGUUUCCAGAAGUUCGGUUGUCAUCAGUUAGGGUGGUUUGGCAGCCACCCACGAACCCCAAUGGCAUCAUAUUAGGCUACCAGAUCUCCUACUGCUUGGACAGCAGGGACCCUCAGCGAUGGACCACAGUGGAGGUGGGCUCCAAUGCUCGACAGUUCACCGUCACAGGACUUUCCCCUGAGCAUGCGUACGUGUUCCGACUCACUGCUCGCACCGCCGUGGGCUGGGGCGAAGAACAGGAAGCCCUGGUUGUUACCACAGAACGCAGAGAGCGUCCCCAGCCACCCAGGAAGUUGGCUGUUCCUCAGGACGGGGUUGAAUCUCGCCAUCUCCGCCUCCACUGGGUGACGGGUGGGACAGGGUCCUCCCCACUGAGGUACUUCACUCUGCAGGUCAAAGAGCUGCCCAGCGGGGACUGGAACACGCACACCGCUGACAUCCCACACAACGUGACCACCUGGACCAUUGACAGGCUGAAGCCCUUUACGUCAUACAAAUUCCGGAUGCUGGCCACCAACGAUGUAGGGGACAGUGUCCUUAGCAAAGAGACAGAGGCGGUUACAACUCUGCAGGAUGUGCCUAACGAGCCUCCAGUGAUCCUCGCAGUGAAACCAACAACCACUACCUCCGUCCUGGUGCAGUGGAAGCGUCCCGAUGACAACAGUAUCAACGGGGUGUUGACCGGAUAUCGGCUGUAUUAUAGAGAGCUCCCAGCAAACAACUCCACUUUCGCUAAAGCAGAAAUCCAGGCAACCAAAAACAACACCACAAGUGCCCUCAUUACAACCAAGAGCACCUUCAAGACAGUCAGCAGUGCCUCGCUAACAGAGUUUGAGUUGACACAACUAAAGAAGUUCAAACACUACCAGAUUGUUAUGACAAGCUACAAUAUCAUCGGAGAGAGCCCACCCUCCACCCCAGUCGAGGUGUCUGUUGGAGAGGCAGCUCCAUCGGUGGCCCCUCAGUCUAUCAGAGUGUCAGCUGUGUCUUCCUCCAUCCUGGAAGUGACUUGGGACACACCCCCCCUCGAGACCCAAAAUGGUCUUAUCCAAGGAUACAAGAUCCACUACUGGGAGAGGGACAAGCAGAACCAGAGUGAGAAGGUCAAGGUGAUUUUUGUCCCAGACACCCGUGUGCACCUCACCAACCUGACCAGCUACACACCCUACCUGGUGACUCUGACUGCCUUCAACACGGCUGGAGACGGCCCUCCCAGUGACCCCCGCGGAUCCCGCACCCUGCAGUCUGCUCCCAGCCAGCCCAGCUACCUGUCCUUCUCAGAGGUUACAGGAGGAAGUGUCAAUGUGUCCUGGGGAGCUCCACUCACUCCUAAUGGACAGCUGGAGGGCUACAGGAUCAUCUACCAGCCCACUGCUCCUGUACAAGGAGUGAGUAAAGUGGUGACAGUGGAUGUGCGGGGCAGCUGGCAGAGAUGGCUGAAGGUUCGAGACCUGGUCAAAGGAGCGACGUACACGUUCAGUGCUCAGGCUCUCACAGUCAGCUAUGGACCACCCAUACAGGCAAACAUCAGUGCUCAGCCUGUGCAAGGCGCCCCUGGGUCACCCAUGGAAAUGUCCAUCACCAAGACGUCGUCUGCGCUCACUAUCCACUGGACAGAAGGAGAAAUCGGAGCAGCACCGGUCACUGGCUACGUAAUUGAGGCUCGUCCAUCAGAUGAAGGAGUGUGGGAUUCCUUCAUCAGACUCCUCCCUCCCAGCAGCAGAUCGGUUUCAGUGCCGCUGGAGCGCCUCAGGUCAGGGAUCAGCUACGAGUUUAGAGUCAUCGCUGUUAAUCGCUAUGGUUACGGACAGCCGAGCACACCUACUGCUGCUCUUGCUGCGCUGUCAGAGCGUCCGUUCUACGAGGAGUGGUGGUUCCUGCUGGUCAUGGCUCUGGUGGGACUCAUCCUCAUUCUGGUCCUGGUCUUCACACUGCUGCUGCAUGGGCACAGCAGCAAGUACAAGGCCUGUGGCACAGGGAAGCACAUGUCCACAGCAGAGGAGUCAGUAACGUUAGACAAUGGAGGUUUCACUGCUCUGGAGCUCAACAGCAGAACGCUCAACACCAAGAACUCCUUCCUGAAAAAGAACGGGACUAGGUCUCCUCCCAGGCCCAGUCCAGGUGGUCUUCACUACUCUGACGAGGACAUAUGUAACAACUAUAACGGAGCAGUGCUCACUGAGAGCACCACACUCACGGAGAAACCCACCGAGGUCUCUGAGUCAGAGUUAACAGACAGCGACUACGAGGACGAGCAGCCCAAGCACUCCUUCGUCAACCACUACAUGAGCGACCCCACCUACUAUAACUCCUGGAAGCGGCAGCCCAAAAGCCUUAAACCGAUCGGCACUCCUUUUGGCUACGAAGAGUGUGCCACUGCAGAAACGGAGCCCUACUACCAGACCGUGGUAACCCAGCACAGCACAGGCGGCGCGUACACACCCACAGGGCAGCCUGCACACACACACGUCAACCCCAACACCAACCCGCCUCCGGGGUCACGCACCCCUGUGACGGGAUUCUCCUCAUUUGUUUGACUCUAGAGACAAAAUCUGCACAAAAUGAUACACACACACGUACACAAAAUGAAGGAGGGGGCCCGGUAUGUGUUUGGACUAAAGGAGAGCGAGCCGGCGGCUUCAGAGGAGAGGGAAGGGUGAGAUGGGGAGACGUGGGACGGACUGGUGACCAAACAGCCCUUCAUGCCCCAAAGAACUAAACCUACACUUCUCACUCGCCUUCUCCCCUCGUUCACAAAGAUCCUCACUGUGUCGACAAGUGUGUGUGUGUGUGUGUGUGUGUGUGUGUGUGUGUGUGUGUGUGUGU
This is a messenger RNA of Perca flavescens (yellow perch), 8427 nucleotides long. It is a transcript of the gene sdk1a, whose product is annotated as sidekick cell adhesion molecule 1a. The record is from RefSeq and is a predicted model, not a curated record. NCBI's taxonomy places the organism in Eukaryota, Metazoa, Chordata, Actinopteri, Perciformes, Percidae. The transcript has 46 exons. The coding region runs from base 1557 to 8138 and encodes 2193 amino acids. Gene Ontology annotation, biological process: cell-cell adhesion. Gene Ontology annotation, molecular function: protein binding.